AUGAGAUCAUUCCCGAGUGGAUGCUGGACUUGCAAACUCAGACAUCGGAAAUGCGACCUUCAGAUCCCUGCGUGCAGGGAAUGCACAGACCGAUGCAUCCCGUGUCACGGCUACGGCUCCAAGCCUACGUGGAUGGACGGAUCAGCUGCCGAGCACGAAGAGCUUGAGCGAAUCAAAAGGGCUGUCAAACAGCAUGUUAAGAAGCUUCGAAGGGUUCAGCGGAAUCAGAACCUUGGAAGAGAUGUGCAGCCGGAGCGACGUGCCCAGAUUCAGACACCGCCAGCUCCAGAUGCGACUGAACUGUCAAGUCCGUCGCUAUCAGAGGAAGCGGUAGAUCGUGGCUAUGAUAGUUUUGAAUCGCCAAAAACGCUUGUAGAUGCUGGGAAUAGCCUCCCACUCACCCGAAGGUUAAUUCAAGAGGAAGAAGCUGCACAACCAGUCUCUCCAUCACAAGAUCCCAACCCCCCUUACGUCUUACCACCCAGGCUGGCAUCUCUAAUCAUGUACUAUCUCGAUCAUGUGUUCGUUUGGCAGUUCCCUUACUUCCAGCCCCGGUCCAGUUUAGGCAACAGAGGCUGGCUUCUCAUCUUUCUGAGCAACGGCGGCUCGCUGUCGCACGCUGCGCUUGCACUCUCCACCUUACAUCGAGAUGCAUCCCAGAAGAAGUGCUCCUAUAGCCAGGAAGCUUUUGAGUUUCACUCAAUGGCCUUGAGAGAGUUACGUAAACUCUCGCAGCACACUGAGACUGAGACGCUCCUCAGCGAUCGGACCAAGCUUGCCGAAUUUAUAGCAGCAAGUUUGACCCUGAUAAGUUUCGAGGUGUUCAAUGGAGCUGAGUAUGACUGGGUUCCGCAUCUCGACGCUGUGACGGCUGUCCUCGCAAUGCAUUCGCCGGACGCCCUGCUCCUGACUUCAUCGUCACCCAAAAGUACUUUGCCUUCUCCAAUCAAUACUUCACGUGAUGGUGAUCCUCAUCAAUCGCAAGCUGAUUUCAAUUUUCUCGUGGCUGAAGCCUUAUGGCAUGACAUCUUGGCAUGUGCCACGACAGGGCGAGUUCCACGAAUACCUUAUCGGCAAUGGCUGGAAGGGUCAAGUCUUGAAAUGGCUGAUUUGAUGGGCUGUUGCAACUGGGUCAUGAUUGCCAUUGGAGAUUUGGCACAUCUUCAAGCCUGGAAGAAGGACAUGAAGCAACAAGGGAGGUUAAGCGUGCCAGAGUUAGCGAGAAGGGGUCAAAGAAUAGAGAAGAGACUACAAGACGGCAUCACUGAACUAAAGCGAACUGCAAAUGCAGGGGCCAGUAUCCGAGGCAGUAUUCCACCGGCGCCAUGGGUCUCGCACAUUUUCGCACUUGCAUCACUAGUCUUGUCAAGUACAAUAGUCUCCGGUCCCUGGGCAUUACUCCCCGAAGUCAAAGACGCGAUUUCAGAGUCAAUCAUUGUGCUAAGUGACUGGCCCCAAGCCAUUCCUCUUCGGGGACUUGUCUGGCCACUCUAUAUCAUUGGGUGCCUGGCCGAGCCCAGUCUACAGGGCGUUUUUGAGUCACUUCUAUCUAGUGUCUUGGACGAGAGUGGAGGGUUUGGGAACAGUGGUACUGUCAUUAAGCUCUUAAAAUGCCGUUGGGCUGCACCGCCAAAUUGUAAUCAUGAUGGGCUGGAAUUGGUGUUCCAAACAGGAAGCAAUGUGUUGCUCACAUAG
This is a messenger RNA of Fusarium odoratissimum NRRL 54006, 1695 nucleotides long. RefSeq lists its product as uncharacterized. The coding region runs from base 1 to 1695 and encodes 564 amino acids. Gene Ontology annotation, biological process: positive regulation of transcription by RNA polymerase II. Lineage: Eukaryota; Fungi; Ascomycota; Sordariomycetes; Hypocreales; Nectriaceae. The transcript has 3 exons. Gene Ontology annotation, cellular component: nucleus. The record is from RefSeq and is a predicted model, not a curated record. Gene Ontology annotation, molecular function: transcription cis-regulatory region binding; zinc ion binding; DNA-binding transcription factor activity, RNA polymerase II-specific.